AUGAGUCCUUAUUUAAGGCCUCUUUGUUUGUUCAAUAGAAUUUGUAAUUUUAAGUACAGCCUGAAAAAAGCAGUUGUUUACUAUCAGCCUUUACAAACUGAAGAUAAUAUCGACUGGGCGUCUUUUGCAUUUCAAAAGGAUGGGUAUAAAGGUUACAAAGCUCCUUGCCAACUCUGCAAGUUUAUGUUCCAGAACUUAUCGGGCUUCCCAACUGAGAGUGAUAACCAGCGGGAGGAAUCAUUUUUGGCUGCAUGUGCUGAGUAUGCUCCCAUUAACCAGCAUCUCUCAGAAGCAGAAGAUGACAUAUGGGUGGAUUUAGCGCUGACAAAAUACCGGGAUCAAUGUGCAAAAUUAUUUAAAGACUUUAAAAAAAUCUUGAAAGAAUGCAGAAAAGUUCGGGAUGACAAGUCCAGUGAUAUCGGACAGUAUUAUGAAGUGUAUAACAAGCAUGUGAAAGAAAAGGUACAUAUUUUGGGUGUAAAACCAAGAUUCGAAUUC
Porites lobata is the source of this 498-nucleotide messenger RNA. The record is from the annotation of a GenBank genome assembly. Lineage: Eukaryota; Metazoa; Cnidaria; Anthozoa; Scleractinia; Poritidae.